AUGCAUCCCCAGUCCAUCCUCCCAUCCCUCGUCGCGCUCGCAGCCACCGCACAAGCCAUCAACCCGCUAUGGCUGAACAUUGGCGAUAGGGCAUGCGGACAGUGCCUGGACGAGUCAUACGCCGCGUGCAACGGUCUCGGCGACGACAUGAAGCCGCCCUUUGCCGAGUGCAUGUGCGGCGGUGACGGCUCGACCAUUUUCGCCAACUGCAUUCCCAUCUGCGACCAAUCUGCCAUCGACGCCGCGGGACAGCUCACCGUGACCCUGUUCUCCUACUGCACCUACUUCUUCAAAGAGUACUGCCAAGCCGCCAUCGAUAUCGGUGUCUCGGAGAAAACCCUCUAUGAUUCGGCGUGCGGUCCCACGGGUGGCUUCUAUGGCACUGGCGGGAGCUCGGAUGACUCGUCGUCGGGGAGUGGCUCCGGUGAUAGCGCCGAUGAUGACGAGGUGACCUCCGGCUCUGGCUCCGGCUCGGGUGCUGGCUCUGGCUCUGGCUCUGGCUCUGGUUCCAGUUCCGGUUCUAGUUCCGGAUCGGGUUCCGGUUCAGGUUCCAGCUCUGGUUCCGGCUCAUCUUCAGGCUCCAGUUCAUCUUCUGGAUCGGGAUCUAGCUCCGGCCAGUCGAGCGGUGCCGAGGCCGAAGAGGACGACGACAAGAAGAGCGGCGCCACUGGGCUCGGUCGAGAAUGGGUUGGACCCAUGUUUGCCGCGGGAGCCUACGUGUUGGUGAACGUGCUAUAG
Molecule: messenger RNA, 738 nt
Organism: Parascedosporium putredinis
Lineage: Eukaryota; Fungi; Ascomycota; Sordariomycetes; Microascales; Microascaceae
Source: the annotation of a GenBank genome assembly